AUUCCACGGUCAAGGUCAAUAUACCAUGCUGAGACAAAACCAAAACUAGAACGUAUUAAAAAGACAAACAGCAGCAUAAUGGCACUGGACCCAGGACAGAAAUGUCCCAUGGUACUGUUAUGCGGGAAUUCUCAUCCAGAAUUGUCACAACUAAUUGCACAGAGACUUGGAGUAAGAUUAGGUGACAUCAAUGUUUAUCACAAAACUAACAGAGAAACAAAUGUAGAAAUCAAGGAGUCAGUUAGAGGAAAAGAUGUUUACAUCAUACAAACUGGCACCAAGGAUGUCAACAAUGAUAUUAUGGAGCUGCUCAUCAUAUCCUACGCAUGUAAAACGAGCGCUGCUCACAACAUCAUUGGCGUGAUUCCGUACCUCCCGUACUCCAAACAGAGCAAAAUGCGGAAAAGAGGCUCGGUCAUCUGUAAAGUGAUGGCGACCAUGUUAGGAAAGUCAGGUUUAACUCAUCUUAUCACCAUGGAUCUCCAUCAGAAAGAAAUUCAGGGAUUUUUUGACAUUCCAGUGGAAAAUUUACGGGCCUCUCCAUUUCUUAUUGACUACAUAGAAAGAUUGAUUCCAGACUACAGAAAUGCAAUCAUUGUUGCACGCAAUCCAAAUUCUGUAAAGCGAGCCACGUCCUAUGCUGAGCGACUGCGAUUAGGAAUCGCUGUCAUCCACGGCGAGGAGAAAUACGAUGAUGAAGACAAGGAAGAUGGAAGAAAUUCGCCGCCACCGCCGUCCAGAGUAGAAUAUAAAAAGAUUGAAAUCCUGCCAACUUUAAUGCCCAAGGAGAAGCCGCCAUUGAAUGUUGUGGGAGAUGUGGGAGGCAGGAUUGCCAUUAUAGUGGAUGACAUGAUAGAUGAUGUAGAUGCGUUUGUCAAAGUGGCAGAAGUUCUGAAGGAGAGAGGAGCGUAUAAAGUAUAUGUCAUGGCCACACAUGGUCUCCUGUCAUCAGAUGCCCCCAAACUCAUAGAGGACUCCUGUAUUGAUGAGGUUGUUGUCACUAACACCGUUCCACACGAGAUGCAGAAAAUGCAGUGUCACAAAAUUAAAACGGUGGACAUCAGUAUUAUGUUGACAGAAGCAAUCAGGCGUAUCCAGAAUAACGAGUCCAUGUCCUACCUGUUCAGAAACAUUGGAUUGGACGACUGAUCUCAAGUGUACAUGUCUCUGGAACAUUAGAAUUUGUUGUCUGUAAUUUAUGUUAGAAUAUAAAAAGAAAUGGAUCUGUAAUGUUUGAAAAUUGACAACAAUUUGUUAUUAGUUUUGCUAGUAUGUGUACCUUCAUGGUGUAAAGAUAAAUUUAGUGUAGUCUAAGCUUUGUUUCAUUUGUAUUAGAGAACUACAUUUUUCUAAAAACACAGAAUAUAGUUUGACACGUAAUAAUUUUUUUUCUAAAUGGUGAAAAUAUUGUACUUGCAUGUCUUAAAUUUCCACAUGUAUGUUUAUAGCUGUUUUCCACAGGAAGAAAACUUUUACCGCGAGAAAUACUAUGCUUUCACUGUAGCUGCAAUAAUGUAGCUCUCUCCGAUUUUUUUUUAUCUGAUAUUACCCCCCCCCCCAAAAAAGGGGGAGAGGUCUCCAUUAUUGCAGCUAGCUUUCACUGUUGAUCCUCAUUUACAUGUGCUAACCCCCCCCCCCCAUUCCCACCCCCAAGAUUUGUUUAUAAACCUAGAUCAGUUUAUUUUUGUAUUGGUUUGUAUCUGUUAUGUACAUGUAUUUCUGCAUUCUUUAUGAUCCAUCCAGCUGUUUUCAUAGGAUUUCCAUCAUUUUAUACAUGCAUAUUGGCAGUUUGUUGAUCUUAUAGUAUUACCAGAAAUUCCUCAAUUCAUUCCUGAAGGACUUGUAAAUCAGUUCUAAUUGUACUUAAAUGUCUACAUUCAUUGUUUUUUGUAAAACAAAAGGGAUUCUUGUUAAGGGUUAAAUUCUUAGUGUAUGUUUAACAAUGUACUUGAUAUGUGUUUAUUAAGAUUAGUAUGUUAUGUUUUUUGUUCAUGUUUUGUUUGUUGAGGAUGGACUCCCAGCAAUGAUCCCAUUUUUUUGUUUGUUUAAUAUAUCCAGACCCUUGACAAAUAAACUGGGAAAAACUG
Messenger RNA from Saccostrea cuccullata (small rock oyster), 2087 nucleotides. Its product is annotated as phosphoribosyl pyrophosphate synthase-associated protein 2-like. Gene Ontology annotation, biological process: 5-phosphoribose 1-diphosphate biosynthetic process; purine nucleotide biosynthetic process. Gene Ontology annotation, molecular function: ribose phosphate diphosphokinase activity; ATP binding; magnesium ion binding. Gene Ontology annotation, cellular component: cytoplasm; ribose phosphate diphosphokinase complex. The record is from RefSeq and is a predicted model, not a curated record. Lineage: Eukaryota; Metazoa; Mollusca; Bivalvia; Ostreida; Ostreidae. The annotation marks the transcript as partial. The transcript is spliced from 9 exons.